Molecule: messenger RNA, 3645 nt
Organism: Colletotrichum destructivum
Lineage: Eukaryota; Fungi; Ascomycota; Sordariomycetes; Glomerellales; Glomerellaceae
Product: Putative TIP41-like protein
Exons: 2
Coding region: 131-985 (284 amino acids)
Biological process (GO): TOR signaling
Cellular component (GO): cytosol
Source: RefSeq, a predicted model, not a curated record
CCAGAAUCUCCCUUCAACACCAACAAUUCCGACCGCCGCCACCCCCACGAUUCCUACUGAGGCACCCUGCAGGAUAAUCGCGAACGCCCUUCAACUCGAAAAUCCCAAAUCCCAACGACCGACGCCCACGAUGAAUCACAUAACCUCCCCCAACGAGCCGUUCCCGACCCCCUCCGCCCUCGCCGCGGCCACGACAACCCACACCCAGCGCAACUUUCGCGUCGCCUCCCGCAAGCUCCCCAUCUCCAAGGCCGGCCCCAUCGACGAGAUGACGGCCUCGCUCGGAAUCCCCGUCCCCGAAAUGAUCUUUGGCGACAACCUCGUGUCCGUCUCCCACGUACCGACGGGCUGGUCCAUCUCCUUCAACGCCUACGACGCUCUCGACGCUGUCGACAAGACGGACAAAAAGAUGCUCAAGGUUGCCUACGCCCGGGAUUGGUCGUCCAGCAGGGAAAAGACGAGCGCGGGCAUCAAGGAGGUUGUCAAACCCUAUGACUGGUCUUACUCGACCGAGUACCGCGGCUCGCUGCGGGAGCCCGACGACGCCCGGGAGGGACACCACAGACUCGAGGACACGGCGACGCGGCAGAUCCCGCUUGAGCUGCUCAAGCGACGGGACCCGAUUCUCUUCUUCGACGACGUCGUGCUCUUCGAGAGCGAGCUCGAUGACAACGGCAUCUCCAUUGUCAGCGUCAAGGUCCGCGUCCACGAGAAGCGCAUGCUGCUGCUGUGCCGACUGUUCAUGCGUCUCGACAACGUCAUUGUGCGCAUCCGGGACACGAGGGUCUACGCCGACUUCGAGACGGACGAGGUCAUUCGGGAGUACACGGCCAAGGAGGACAGCUUCGACAGCGUCAAGCGAUCACUGUUCAUGGAGGGUCGAUUGCCGGACGACAUUACCAUCGCGUUGCGGGACCCGAACCUGCUUUACAACCUACUGCCGACGGUCGAGCAGACGGUACAGAGCGUUUCCCUCAAGCAGUGAAAUACGUUCUCUCCCUCCCCUCUCUUUUCCUUUCUCAGUCAUUUGCUUCAUGGGUUCCUCGCCUCUUCACGAGGAACUGGCGUCCAGGUCAGGGUAUGUAGAUUCAGGCGUUCCGGGGUGAAAAGUUUACGGCACCUAUGGAAGGGUGCCACGAUACCUUUGGCAAGAAUCGAAAAGAUUUGUCCAUGCUUCGCGCCACCGGCAUAACAGGGAAUGUAAUCGCCAUCGGAUUCGCAUAACAACCCUAGCAGCUGCUUCUGUAACUGAUUACCAAAACGCCCCUUGCCCGUCUCGAGAUGAGGACGACAAUGUCGAUACGACGCGUCACGAACGCCACAGACCUCCAGCAACUCAAAAACACCAAACGACGCGACAAGUGUACGCUCAAAGGUAUACCUCCAGCUAGACUCCACGAACAACAACCCAAAGACCCAACCGCGUCGGUGUGGAUACUUCCGACUUCAUAAGCCAUAUCAAAGUGAAAAAAAACCGUCCCAUUUUGCCCUUCCCAAGCUCUCCCAUUUCUCCUGUUUUCUCCCACAAAAAGCUAGUCGAGAAACAACGAACCCGUCAGAAUGAUCCCGCGAAUCCUUCUCCUCACCGCGCAUCCCGGUUCGGUGACGAGGCUUCCGUCAUCUCCUCAAACUCAAGCUCCCAGCGAUCAACCUCCUUGAAUUUGCGCGCCGCCUUCUUCAGCUCGUCAGCGCUGCGGGCGGGGUCGCUGCUCUCCUGGCUCUCAAGGGCGUCGUCUUGGAUGGGAGCGAAACUGUCGCCAUCGGCCCCGGCCUCCGCCUCGCCUUCCGCCUCGGUCUCGUCCUCGACUGCGCCUUCAUUUUCCUUGUCUGACAGACGACGGCUGUAAGUGCGUGUGGAAGAACGCCUCGCCGCCUUGGACUUUUCAGCCGCCGCAGUCGUCUUGCCACCACGGGAGGCCGGCCGAUUCGCCGUGGCACUGUCAAGAGGCGUGAUCUUCGUGCGUCGGGAGCGGGUGCGCGUGCCGGCAUACGAGAGCUCGUCGUCGUGCUCGGGGAUGUUCGAGGCGUCGAUAUCAUCCUCCUCCUCUGUGUCGUCCGCGCUGUAAGGGUCUCGAGCCUUCUUGUGGCGUCUGCGGGGCAACAGCCCGGUGAGAUCCGCCGUGGUGACCUUGGGCGACUUGGCCUGCUUCUUCUGCCGGGACUUGUUCCUCGUCGCCGGGAAGUUGGGGGAAUGCGUGAGAGAAGGUGGUGACGAGGCGUCGGAGACAUUGCCGUCCCGCGUCGGCGUAGCCGGCGAGGCGCGGCGGCGGCGUUGCUUGGUGAGUGUGUGGAUGUCGGGCCAUGCCUCGUCGCUAUUUUCCGAGUCGCUGCUCUCCGGAGGUGCCAUGAUCUCAUCCCUGUUCGGGGUUACUGGGCGAGGGAAAGCGGACGGCCGCGUAGGUGUGAGAACGGGCGAGGGCAGUUCAGAGAGCUCUGAAUCGCUGUCGUCAUCUCCCAGACCAGGCACAGACUCAGCCUCAGGCUCGGUCCGAGGUGUUUUCACUGGGCGGUCCGCCUCCUCGCGGCUCUCUAUACUCUUGCGCUUGCGUGACGCGGUGCUGGAACUGAGCUCCGCCUCCUUCUGGACAGGUUGUGAAUCCGGCGCGAGGACCUGCUGCGACUCAGACUCGGGCUCCGUCGUCGCUCGGAGAGGUUGUGAUUUGCGCUUGUUCUGCAGCGGCGUCGACUCGGCCUCAGGUUCGAAAUCGUCGCCCUCUUCAUCAUCCGACUCGGAUCCAGAUGAUAACUCAAUCGGCCGCUGCGUACGCUCCUUCUGCGCCGUGCCCAAGAUACUCGGUUCCCUCCGCCGGCGUUUGAACAUUCCAAUGUUGAAAGUCGAACUGAUGCCAGGGGUGCUGCCGACUCCGCGACUGCUCGGCCGGAUAGGCGCGUCAUCUUUGUUGAUACUAAUACUCGGUGCGCGGCCACGGCGCCUAAAGUGGCUAACACUGAAAGUCGAGGUAUCCGAUCGCGGCGCACUCGGCGGUGCAGCGUCAUCGACAUUGUCGUCUUCGCCAAGCGUGGUGUCGAGCCCCUCAAACAUGUCGUCGUCCAGGUCCAGCCCCGUCGUGUCCCUCCGAUGCUGAACCGGCGUCGCGCGCGUCUUCCUGCCCAGCUCCAACUCGACCGGAGAGUCGGACUUUUGAUGCUGAUCGCUCGACGUCUUUGCCUUAGAAGACGUCGUGUCGAGCUCAUCCUCCAACCUGUCCAUGGCCUCGUCCCGCGCGCGGACCGACUUCUCCAGCGCCUGCCUCUGACGCAAACUGGCGCCCCUGCUCAGACGCGUGGACCUGCCCCCCGUUAGGCGAGACGGCUCGCCUCCGUCCUCCUGUUCGAGCUCCUUCCGGAUGACCGAGUGCUCGCGAUCGCUAUGGCUGUAAAUAUCGCUGCCCGAGGCGGGCGCGGGGCUUGACUUCGCCUCGGGUGCGACGGCGACGGUGACGGGCGCGGGCGGCGCGCGACGCGCUCGUUUGGGUCUCGGCAUGGCUGGGAUUUUGGUCUGUUUGUUGAUGGUAGGUCGAUGUCUGAAUAAUUUUAUACCACGUAUUUAUCGGAGUCUUAAAACUUCGGCACGGUUCACAUGAAGCCGAGGGGUCAGGCUGUGAUAAGGAUGGAAUGGUGUGUGAUAUUUUGAUGUGAUGUGGG